Entelurus aequoreus (snake pipefish) is the source of this 2497-nucleotide messenger RNA. RefSeq lists its product as uncharacterized. Gene Ontology annotation, cellular component: membrane; extracellular region. The transcript has 14 exons. Bases 463 to 1833 code for a protein of 456 amino acids. NCBI's taxonomy places the organism in Eukaryota, Metazoa, Chordata, Actinopteri, Syngnathiformes, Syngnathidae. The record is from RefSeq and is a predicted model, not a curated record. Gene Ontology annotation, molecular function: lipid binding. Gene Ontology annotation, biological process: lipoprotein metabolic process; lipid transport.
AAGGUCCGAAUUUGAUCCAGAGACAUCCCAUUAUCGCUAAUGAGGCGACGGAGUGUCCUCAUCUUCUUAAGGGGAACCCUAAAAUAAUAAUAAUAAUAGUUACUAUUUAUUUGCUUAAUACAGUCAAAAUAAGUAAUUAGUUAGCCAGCGAACCACAAUGCAACACGAUUGCUGUCAACAUGCCCUCGAGCAAGGCACGGAAGCAAAGAGCGCCCUCACUUUGCUCAGCUUGCAUAUUUGCGUUAUGUAAGGCAUGUAAAAAGACAAAGACAAGCGCCAGCAUUUCGAGUACAUAACGCCAGACAGUGUAAAGCAACAACAACACCAUCAACAUUGGCUUAUUCCAGACACAGGAUCCACGAUCAAGAAAACAUGUAACAACGCAGCGGACUGAUGAAGAUGACGUUUUGGGCCCAAGCUGGAUUCUGAAAGCUCGAGCCAUCCAAACCCCAACCUGAUGCAAUGAAGUCCUCCACUAUUCCACCGUCUGAACCACCGCCAGUGGAGUCUGAGUUGAAAGUAAGACCAGUACCUCUUCCAAGGCUGAAAAAACCCAACAACAUCUAUGAAACUAGAUAUGAUGUGCCUGCUGCCAAGAAACAGCCGACUCCUCCACCCAGACCUCCGGCUCCAGACUUUUAUUACAACCAGAAAUCGGAGAUUACAGAUAAACCUCAUCACCCUAGAGCCACACACAGGCAAGCGUCCUUACCAGCCAUCGAUUCUGAAACUGACGGACCUGCAAAACAGCCUCACAUUUUUCGACCAAGACUGUCUCUCUCAGAAGGGGCUCCUUUGAGCACAAGGGCGUUACCGGCUAAACCACGCCCGCAGAUUUAUGGUCCGCUGCCGCGCCCAUCCAUAACGCCACCAGUGGAGCCGCUGUACAUGGAAAUAGAGGACGCUCAGUACCUGGCCAUUCUACCACCAGAAGAUGAUGUCACAGUGAGAAAGCCGGCACAGGAGACAUCACCAACUUCGAAAGGAGUGUACAACCAAAUAGACUCUUGUCAACAAUAUUAUGAAAUCAUUGAAGAGAAAGAGGAUGUCCAGGAAAUACAGGAAAUGUUGAAAUGGAUGAGACAAGAGUCAAAGGCUGCUCACAAGACCCCAUCAGUGUUUGGACUCGAUAUUAAGCAGGAAAUAAGGUCAUUCAAUCAGAGAGCCAUGAAUAUAAGAUCCAUCUCACAACUCCUGGACAAAGAUGAGAAGAAGGUGAAAAAUAUGGGCAUUGCCGGAGGCACCACGGGGGCAGUUGGUGGAGUAGCUGCAUUGGUGGGCAUCGCCUUAGCGCCCGUGACCAUGGGAGUCUCGCUGAUCGCAACGGCUGUCGGCGUCGGAAUGGUGGGGGCGGCCGGUGGCAUGGGCGUCCAUGCCGCUACACCCAACAAGGAGAUUAACGAUCAAGAAAAAAUUGAGAAGCUGGCCUGCGAUUAUGCGAUGAGCGUCGCCGAUAUCGAACGCUGCCUGGGUUUGAUCCUUUCUGAAGUGAACGAGCUGCAAAGGCACGACCUGGGGAGGUUGGAGCACGCCGGAGGAGUGCUGCCUGCCGCACUGACGCUGGCCCACAGGUCACAGGCGGUGAGGAAUAACAUCCACAACGGGAGACUUUCUUCUUACGCAAGUACAACGCCUUCUGAGAGGCUGCUGCAGGCCUUUGCUGCAGAAAUGGACCAGUAUUAUAAAGACAAGGGCGGACAUAAAAAGCUGAGGAAGUCCAACAAGAGCAGACUUUCUGGCAGAGUUCAACUGCUGGCUCGAAAUCUGCAGGAGGAGCUGGAUUAUCUCAAUGAUAUGUGGAAAUGCUUCAAUCAAUCAAUGAAUCAAAGUUGAUUUAUAUAGCCCUAAAUCACAAGUGUCUCAAAGGGCUGCACUCAGAUCCCACAUCAGGGCAAGAAAAACUCAACCCAGUGGGAUACAAUGAGAAACCUUGGAGGGGACCGCAGAUGUGGGGACACACCUUCUCAUUCAAUGUGUUUUCUUUAUUUUCAUGACUAUUUACAUUGUAGAUGUCACUGAAAGCAUCAAAACUAUGAAUGAACACAUGUGGAGUUAUGUACUUAACAAAAAAAGGGGAAAUAACUGAAAACAUGUUUUAUAUUCUAGUUUCUUCAAAAUAGCCACCGUUUGCUCUGAUUACCUUUUCGCACACUCUUGGCAUUCUCUCAAUGAGCUUCAAGAGGUAGUCACCUGAAAUGGUUUUCACUUCACAGGUGUCAUAGUUUUGAUGCCUUCAGUAACAAUCUGCAAUGUAAAUACUCACGAAAGUAAAGAAAACGCAUUGAAAUGAGAAGGUUUGUCCAAACUUUUGGCCUGUACUGUAUAUCUGUUUAAUUGUAUCCCAGCAACACAAGAAAUUAAAACAACGUUGAGAACUUGUUGAAUUUGGUCCUGACGUUGAGCAAAUCAAACAAAACGUUGAAACAACAUACUUUUUGACGGCGUUGAAUCAAUGUUGAUCCUCAGUGCUGAGCUCUGUAGAACUUGCACCUGGCUC